Schistocerca piceifrons (Central American locust) is the source of this 1454-nucleotide messenger RNA. RefSeq names its product actin-related protein 2/3 complex subunit 5-B (gene Arpc5). NCBI's taxonomy places the organism in Eukaryota, Metazoa, Arthropoda, Insecta, Orthoptera, Acrididae. The coding region runs from base 111 to 569 and encodes 152 amino acids. The record is from RefSeq and is a predicted model, not a curated record. Gene Ontology annotation, cellular component: cytoplasm; Arp2/3 protein complex; actin cytoskeleton. Gene Ontology annotation, molecular function: actin filament binding. The transcript is spliced from 3 exons. Gene Ontology annotation, biological process: Arp2/3 complex-mediated actin nucleation; regulation of actin filament polymerization; cell migration.
GCGUGGUUUUCAGAUCUCUGGUUGCGUGGAGUGUUGUUGUUGAUGUCAUGAUUAAUGUUUGAUUGAUGGAAGAUUAUAUGUAAUAUUGCUGCAAUUGUAAUCGAGAAGUAAUGGCGAAAAAUACAUCAAGUUCUGCGUUCCGGAAGAUAGAUGUUGAUCAGUAUAACGAGGAUAAUUAUAGAGAGGAAGAGCAAGUUGAGUUACAGUCGACGCCCAUCGGUCCGGAUGAAGCAGAAGUCGGUGGCCUCAUGAAUCAAGGACGCUAUGUGGAUGCAUUGAAAUUAGUACUAAAGAAUGCUCCAUUAGGAUCUAAAAAUCAGCAAGUUAAGGACAAUGCAUUAAAUUUGACAUUGAGGGUAUUAUUGUCCAUCAAGUCAUCUCAAAUAGAAGAAGCAGUUGCAGCCCUUGACAGAGACCUUAUUGAUGUCCUUAUGAAGUACGUCUACAGAGGCUUCGAGAUGCCAUCAGAAGGGAGCAGUGGUCACUUACUGCUUUGGCAUGAAAAGGCGUACGCUGUUGGAGGUGUUGGAAGCAUUAUGAGGGUGCUGUCUGACACAAAGAGAGCAUAAAUAUGUUUCACGUGUAUAGUUUUUGUGCAUUGUUAAGAAACAAGGAGACUUGCAGUCUAACAAAGCUCAGUGUGAAUGUGAAUACAGUCUACAAUGUGUAAAAUUAUUGAUCAUAUUCAGUGAUUAUGUUUUAAUAUUUUGUGUUUGUUGUUGGAAACUAUGUAAUUAUUUUGGUGAGUAUAAUUUGUUCAAGCAUUGUAUCACUGCUGAAAAAUGCUGUCUGAUUAUUGCAUCAGUGUUUGUACAAUUCACUUUGACAGAAAAUCUACACCUACAUAGUUUACUAGGAAAUGCACAUUUGUGUUUCAAUAUAGAAAUUAUCAUAUAGAAGAGAAAAAACAAACUUUCAUAGAGAAAAGUGAUCAGUAUUAGGCCAUUAGAUGCCACGACAAUGGGCAUCGCGUAUGCAUGCUUUUUGAUUAAUAUAUUUUCAUGUCGGAUAUGAGAUAACUGGAACAACUAUAACAUAGUUUCCAUCCUUUUUUUUAAAGGACUGUGUGAAAUACUAUCCUUGUGAGUAUUGUUUUUGAAACAUUCACAGUUAACUUAUUAGUAAAGUAAAAUAAAAGCUUUGGUAAAGAUGUGUUUCUAGAUAACUUGUGCUUAUGGAUUCUCUGUUGACAGUUUUGUGUGGAUAUUUGAUGAACAUUGUGUAAAAUCUGGGUUCCAGUAUAUGAUUUAUUCAGAGUGAUUCAUUCUGUUUAGUUUAAUGCAAGGAACUCAAAUACAUACAGAAAAUUAUAAUUUUCCACUUUCUAAACAUUUUGCUGUGAAUCUGGAUGGAUAUAAUUCAUGUGAUUUGUGUAUAUGAUUCUAUGGUUCAAUGAAUAUUCUGUAUGGAUGUACUAUUUGUGUCUUUCAAGUAAAAACGUUUAUUGAUGAUAA